Halteromyces radiatus is the source of this 523-nucleotide messenger RNA. Its product is annotated as ribosomal protein L28e. Gene Ontology annotation, molecular function: structural constituent of ribosome. Gene Ontology annotation, cellular component: ribosome; cytosolic large ribosomal subunit. Lineage: Eukaryota; Fungi; Mucoromycota; Mucoromycetes; Mucorales; Cunninghamellaceae. The transcript has 4 exons. Bases 69 to 482 code for a protein of 137 amino acids. Gene Ontology annotation, biological process: translation. The record is from RefSeq and is a predicted model, not a curated record.
GUUUGAACAAAUAAUCUAACUUUCCAAAAUGAACUUAUCGUAUCAUCAAACAUCCUUUAUAUGAUUAGAUGUCUUCUGCAUUGGUCUGGGAACUCAUCAAGAACAACAACUCCUUCCUUGUGAAGCGUGACGGUCUCCAACUUUCUUCUGAAUCCAACAACUUGACCAACCUCCAUUCUUUCAAGUACUCUGGUAUUGCUAACAACAAGACUGUUGGUAUCCAAGCUGCUACUCGUGGUAUCAAGUUGACCAAGAACACUAAGAAGACUUCUUCUCCUGCCAAGUCUGUUAACUCUACUGUCAUUGCCAAGUCUCGUCGCCACACUGCCAAGUCUGUUGCUAACUUGAUUGCUCGCAGCAACUACAGAGCUGAUCUCCUUCCCGCUGCUCUUGCUCGUGCUUCCGCUGUCAUCUCUUCUCAACAACCUGUUAAGCAAAAGAACUUGCGUCCUGCCAAGGGUAUCCGUGCUCUCAAGGCUUAGAUUAUUGAACAUCCUUCAUCCCUUUAUUCUUUUCUAGUUGC